This is a messenger RNA of Dioscorea cayenensis subsp. rotundata (Guinea yam), 2415 nucleotides long. Its product is annotated as cAMP-regulated phosphoprotein 21-like. The record is from RefSeq and is a predicted model, not a curated record. Gene Ontology annotation, molecular function: nucleic acid binding. The transcript has 4 exons. Bases 231 to 1673 code for a protein of 480 amino acids. NCBI's taxonomy places the organism in Eukaryota, Viridiplantae, Streptophyta, Magnoliopsida, Dioscoreales, Dioscoreaceae.
AGGUGGUAUUACUAUUGGGAUUGGAGGGCGGAAACGAUAGAGCGGGAUUCCACGUGAAAUCCUAUCCGUUGGUUGAAGAGAAUUCUGCCACAACGAGAGGUCACGCAAACUCCUUCCCCCCAUCGCCGCGAUUCCCUUCUCCGACUCAAACCCUAAUUCCGAUCGCAUCCAUGGACCUCCACGCGAUUACCAUUGGGUUUUCUUAUCCCUAGGGUUUACUUUCUUGAGGGAUGGAUGUCCCUCGUUCCUCAGUGAUGGAUCCGUGCUCUGAGGACCUCGCAGCGCCGGACUCGUGGGAGAUGGCGGAUCUCGACGAGAGCAUGACCCGUCUCCUCCUCUCUACCUCGAAGAAGACUCCGAUCGCUGCAGCUUCGUCUUCGUCGCUGGGAGACUUCGAUGAUGAAGCGUCAACGAUCCCUGUAUCAUCUAUGGUCGCUGCGGAUGGCGGUGAUCGGGGUGUUGGCGUCUCGGAGGAUGCUUUCAGCCAGGUUGAUCAAUUCCUCCGUGAGGCCCUCGAGAAGCCGCGUGAACGGCUUUCUAUUUUAAGGAUGGAACAAGAUAUUGAGAAAUUUAUUCGCGAUCCUAAUCAACAGCAGCUGGAAUUUCAAGGCCUUCCAACUUCCUACCUACGAUUGGCUGCCCACCGUGUGGCACAACAUUAUUACCUUCAAUCAGUGGCUAUUCCAGACAACAGUUUACCUGAUGGGUCUGGAUCUCGGAUAGUUCUUCGAAAAACUACUGAAUGUAGGUUCCCACCUGUUCGUCUUGCAGAUGUUCCUAUCAAUCUACCACAGGAAGAUGAGCAUAAUGUUCUUAAGGUUGCAAUCAAACAGAGGCCACAAAAACGCACACAAAUCAUUGGCAGUUCAAGUGUAAAUUCUUCGAGUAAUUCUCAAAAAAGUGUUGAGGAAAGAAAAGAGGAAUAUAACAGGGCUCGUGCACGUAUAUUUAACAGUAGUACUUGUAGCGUUGACAUCCCGCCAAAAGUAGAAAGUGAAUUAAAAGGUGAACCUAUCCUGCCAGAGAGUCUUGAGGAUUAUUCCUUGGUACCAUCUGGUUCAGAUGAUAAGUCCUUGGCUGAAGGACAUGAAAUUAAUCGUGUUAGGAGUUUUGGUGACUCUUCAGUUAGUAGCAACAGAGCAAAUAGAAACCGGUCAGAGAAAGAACCUGUUGUCAGUAGGUACAAACCUGGCAAUAGAGUAGCCAUUUUUCGGGAUCGUGAGGUGGAUCGCAAGGAUCCUGACUAUGAUAGGAGUUAUGACAGGUACAUGCAAAGAUUCGAUCCUGGGUUUGGAUUUAACAGUGGAGGCUAUGCCAUCCAACCAUUGUAUUCCCCUGCUGUCAAUUACAAUACUGAGUUUCCUCAGCUCGGUUCUGGCCAUAGGCCGCCAGUUCCGAUUGAUCACCAUCCUAGGGCCAUACCUCAACAUUUACGAGGACCUUGGUCAGCAGCAUCAUCUGCUGUAGGCUAUGGCCAUCCGGAGGGUGUGAUGGGCCCAUUUGGUCCGAAUCAAGUCAGUGCGCAUGCUAUGCCUUCAAUUUACAUGCAUUCCCAGUAUUCUGUUCCUCGUCCUGGAAUACCAUUUGUCCAGUCCCAUGAACAUCUUCAGCCUUUUUCUCAGAAUCAUCAGCAGCAAACUGAACCCAGUUUUGGAUUAGCCCGGCCCCGCUGAGGGGCUUGGGCAUGCCUGCACCUGCCAGCCAAUGUACUCAGUGCUUGAAAAGUGGAUGAUUACAGUCCAGUGAUGUUUCACAAUUGGUGGCUGGGGAACUGCAGGCAUAAAGAACUGAGGACGGCCAGAACAAUCUAUGUGAUCUAUGUGUUCUAGCUUCCUCAGAUGUUAUUGGUGCUUCUUGGACCCCAAAUACAGGAAGUACAUUAUUGCCAAUAUCACUUUUAUUCUGUGACUGAUAUCAGAAUCCUUGGUCCAGAUAAAGUUAACUGGCUUCAGCCAAGAUGUAUAUAUUUGGUUGUAGUUGAAGGUUAGAUAUCAGGUUGGAUUCUAAUUCCUGGCUCUCCAACUCUUGAGGUAUCUUGGUGUGGUGUUUCAUUGUUUUUGCUUUUAUUUUUUCUCUGGCAGCACCAUAGCCCACUGUUUUGUGGCUGAAUGCGGCAAAGAAAUUGGUUACUCUGCAAUGUGGUGGGAGCUCUUUUGCCCUCCAGGAGACCUGGUUGGCGAGAGAAGGAAGACAAAGACUUGGUUUAUGCUGGCCCUAAUCAUCGUGCGCUGUGGACAAGCACUUGUUCAUGGUUUUCUAGUGGCACAUGAAUUUCAAUUCUAAAAACAAAUUUCUGUAUUAUAAUCACAUUUGACCAUAUUUUAAGACCAAUGUACUACAGCUGAUCUCUUGUAGGCCAUAUUUUCUGACUAUUUUUAGCUGUUUGAGUAACAAUUUAAUUUUUUAGUUUUGCUA